GUACUAGCAUUCGCUGUUCGGACUGUUGCGGGCUUUAGUUGAUCGUCUUCCAUCGCACCGAUCAGUCGCCAUCGUUUUGCCGCUGCCGCCGUCCGCAUCGUGUUAGCAUUGUGGCUCUGACGUUUUGUGUUGAGUGCCCAAAGUCGUAGACCUCGAGCAGCUCGAGCGCAUGUGACUGUUGUGUUUGUGUGUGUGUUUUUAAGCAUUUUAUCUAAACCGUGCUAUUCCGGCCCGAACAGUGGAUCAAAUACAUACUGAAGGCAAGCAAGAUAAGCAGGUGACAAGCGCACGCUCACACAAAGCGAUCACACAACACCAAAGGGGAAGCUCGGAAAAAAGGAUACACGACGGGCGAGACUGCGUGCUGGCGUGCGACUGCCUUCGCGACUUUACCCUUGCCAAUUAGCGUGCGCGCGGAACGAUCAAAUUAGAUUGCAUUUUACAACGGAAGAAGCACUGUUUUUACCCAGCUUCUACCAUCACCCAGCGGCCAACGAAGGUAGAGAAGCAAUACCAAAUACCGAACCAACUCGACAGUGUAAACUGGUGCUGGCGCUUCGUUACCGCUCUCGAGCCAAGUGUCCUGCACGAGGAUCUAUUUUGAGCGCUACUUGCUCGGGACAUUUUUAAAGUGGUUGUGUUCGUUAUUGUGUUUAGAUAUCUUUCUUAUUUUCUUUCGUUUUGUUGUUGGCAAGCGAAUUGUAUCACGCUUCGGUAUCUCGGUGCGUCAGUGUCAAUGUCGGUGGCGAAUCACGGGAGUACUAUUUCUUGUCAAGUGACCAACGCCAACAGCAGCAGGCCUGGGCCCUCGCACAUCCCAUCCCCGCAUCAGUCACGGCUUCGAACGUGACACAGCUCGUGAGCGCAAUUUUAGCUACGAUUGUUUAAAUCAAACAUUUGCUUCGGGAAGGGUAGAGCUGACGGCCCCAAAAAAGAAAAGCAAAGCAUCCACCCCAAGACACGCACCACCCCUUGCCUUCCACUGGACCCCAACCGGCAAGGCGUCUAAUAUUUUACGACCAAAACGUAGCAAGCAACAAGCAAAAAACGAAAAAAAGCGUAAUUUAAAACAUCCGCAAAGUCGGAACAAGCCGUAUAGUCGUGCAGUGAAGUCUAUCGAAUAUUUUACCGUAUGCACUUGUGGUGGUGAUAGCAGCCGUACUACAUUGUAGCAGCAGCGUUAGCGAGAGGGAGCAGUUUUUUUUUCUAAUUGGUAGUGCAAGAUAGACACUCGACGACCGCCAAAAUAUUAGAAAAGCUUCGGAGCGUAUAGCGCGGCCCAUACACAAACACUACUUCCAUAUCUUGGUCACCGUAUUGGAUCAUCGCAAGUCAAGCGCAGUCAAGAAGAGACACAGCUCUACACGAUGACGGUUGAUAAAGGCCACACCAAUACCGCGUUCGUCGGCGACGAAGCAAUCAAUGGCAAGAAACCACCGCAGGCGAAGACGAUCGAUCCCAACAUGUACACGCUGGAGAUACAGGAGAAGAAACCCGGCCUAGAGACGGAGUACGAUCCGUUCCAGCACCGGCUGGUUGAGCAUCCAACGACCAACAACGAAACGCUGAUUCAUCUGCUGAAGGGCUCGCUCGGCACAGGCAUUCUCGCUAUGCCCAAUGCCUUCCACCAUGCCGGAUGGACGGUGGGUGUUGUCGGCACGUUGCUGAUCGGGCUCCUGUGUACGUACUGCAUCCACCUGCUGAUCAAGGCGGAGUACGAGCUGUGCAAGCGGAAACGAGUGCCGAGUCUGAACUAUCCGGCCGUUACGCAGACGGCCCUGCUGGAGGGUCCGGACGCACUGAAGCCACUGUCCAAAAUCAUUAUCCACGUGGUGAAUGUGUUUCUCCUAAUCUAUCAGCUCGGCACGUGCUGCGUGUACGUCGUGUUCGUGUCUUCCAACAUUAAAGCCAUCGCCGAUUACUACACCGAAACGGACACCGACGUGCGGUUGUACAUGCUGAUCAUUCUUCUGCCACUGAUCCUGAUCAACUGGGUUAGAAAUUUGAAAUUUUUGGCACCCUUCUCGACGAUCGCUAAUUUUGUCACGCUCGUUUCGUUCGGCAUCAUCCUGUACUACAUCUUCCGCGAGCCCAUCUCGUUCGAGAACCGCGACCAGGUCGGCACGAUGAGCGGGUUCGCGCUGUUCUUCGGUACUGUGUUGUUUGCACUGGAAGCUAUCGGUGUGAUUCUGCCGCUGGAGAAUGAGAUGAAAACGCCCAAGAAGUUCGGAGGAAACUUUGGUGUGCUGAACAAGGCCAUGAUCCUGAUCGUGACGCUGUACGUUGGUAUGGGCUUCUUCGGGUAUCUGAACUACGGUUCGGCUAUUAAGGGAUCGAUCACGCUUAACCUACCCGAGGAAGAAAUCUUGGCGCAGUGCGUUAAGGGAAUGUUAGCUUUCGCCAUCUACAUCACGCACGGAUUGGCGUGCUACGUCGCGAUAGACAUCACCUGGAACGACUACCUGAAGAAGAACCUAGGUGACUCUCCACGAAGCGUCUUUUACGAGUACAUCGCCCGAACGGUGCUGGUGUUAAUCACAUUCCUGCUGGCAGUGGCCAUUCCCAAUCUGGAACUGUUCAUCUCGCUGUUCGGUGCCCUGUGUCUUUCCGCACUGGGCAUUGCCUUCCCCGCGCUGAUUGAAACCUGCACCUACUGGCACUAUCGGAAGGGCAUGGCCAAGGUGUGGAUGGUUGUGAGGAACAGCGUUAUCGGUGUGGUCGCAAUACUAGGACUAGUGAUCGGUACGUCGACCAGCAUGAUCGAAAUUAUUCACACCUUCGGUCACGACGAUUGAGGCUUGCGCGGCUGUGUGCGCUAGCAAUCAGCGCGCAGAGCAGCGAAAAUCAACAUCCGCAACCAACAUGAAGUAUUGAUUCGCCAUCUUUUCACUCCAUCAUUACAAAUAAGUAUUAUUCGACACGUAAACAGCGCACCUGGCGACAGGGAGAAAGUGCACUUUUCAGCAGUAGCGUAGUGAGGGAUGAACGAGAGACAGAGGGAGUGAGAGAGAAAUGAGAGAAAGGCAUAAAUGACGCGUGUGAGGAGAGAUGUGAAAUGUUAAAGCCAUAACCAUUCCUAUGAGCAGUGUGUUGAGAAGUCUAGGCAAAGUAAGGGGUAGCGCUCGGACUACUAUUGCUGCUGCUACUACUACUACUACAACCGUGCUGCUCCUGAUCUCCUGAUCUUGAUGGCAGGCGGUGGCUACCAGUCUGGCCGUCCAUCUGCCCGCCAGCUGUUCGAUCGUUACUGUCAUAUGUGCUUUUGUGUUUAAAGUGUUGUUGUUCACACAAUUCAUUCGAUGUUUCCUAUGAUCGCAACGAUCGCAACUGUGAAGCGGUGGAUUACGCACAAGAAGCCCACCUGGACGAACGUAUGUAUCUAUAAGACUAGCUAAGCUAAGUGAAAUGAUCGAAACCGUAAUUUGAAAACUUGUGUACAUAGCGUAAGUGAAGCUGCAAUAAACCCAUAUUUUAAACAAAUUA
Messenger RNA from Anopheles merus, 3483 nucleotides. Its product is annotated as proton-coupled amino acid transporter-like protein CG1139. The transcript is spliced from 8 exons. Gene Ontology annotation, molecular function: amino acid transmembrane transporter activity. The coding region runs from base 1368 to 2795 and encodes 475 amino acids. Gene Ontology annotation, biological process: amino acid transmembrane transport. Lineage: Eukaryota; Metazoa; Arthropoda; Insecta; Diptera; Culicidae. The record is from RefSeq and is a predicted model, not a curated record. Gene Ontology annotation, cellular component: vacuolar membrane.